AUGACUGUCCACAACCUGUACCUGUUUGACCGGAAUGGAGUGUGUCUGCACUACAGCGAGUGGCACCGCAAGAAGCAAGCGGGGAUCCCCAAGGAGGAGGAGUUCAAGCUGAUGUACGGGAUGCUUUUCUCUAUCCGUUCGUUUGUCAGCAAGAUGUCCCCGCUAGACAUGAAGGAUGGUUUUCUGGCCUUCCAAACUAGUCGUUACAAACUCCAUUACUAUGAGACGCCCACUGGGAUCAAGGUUGUCAUGAAUACUGACCUGGGCGUCGGACCCAUCCGAGACGUACUGCAUCACAUUUAUAGUGCGCUGUACGUGGAGCUGGUGGUGAAGAACCCCCUGUGCCCGCUGGGACAGGCUGUACAAAGUGAGCUCUUCCGCUCCCGACUGGAUUCCUACAUCCGCUCUCUGCCCUUUUUCUCUGCCAGGGCUGGCUGA
Pipistrellus nathusii (Nathusius's pipistrelle) is the source of this 438-nucleotide messenger RNA. The record is from the annotation of a GenBank genome assembly. NCBI's taxonomy places the organism in Eukaryota, Metazoa, Chordata, Mammalia, Chiroptera, Vespertilionidae.